AAGAAGACGGUGAUGCGCACCGUGACAGCGAAGAGGAAGAAGCCGGAGGUUUGUCGCACGCUGCUGACGCUUCUUUUCAUCCACAGAAACCCUGAAAACAAACGCAGCGUCUCUCUGUGUAUUUAAUUUUAAAAUGUGGACGUUUUAUCGCAGUGCUGAGCGCGUUUAACCCCGGCUAGCUGCGAGGUAAACGGGUGAUGGAGGCGUCGUGUCUGCGGAGGGUCGUGUAAAAAGCUCCAUCAUGAUCCCCGUGUCCCUGCUGGUGUUUGUGAUGGCAGGCUGGUGUGCCGUCUACCUGGCCGACACAUUGCUCAGGUCGUCGGUGACGCACCGGAUCAGCUACGAGUCGUGGCUGGCCAGUCGAGGGCUGAUGCUGUCUCCUUUCCACGUGAGAUGGCAGACCACCAUGUUCAACCGGCUGUUUGCCUACUGCGCCCGCAUCAACCCCCAGGUCCUCUACCUCUGGUUCAGCAGCGGUCUGGUGUUCGGUGUCGUCGCCAUGCUGGGAUCGGUGGUGCUGCUGAUAAAGACGCUGCAGCAGACGUUCGCUCAGAUGACCACAGAUAACCCUCGGAUAGGAGGACAGCAAGCCCUGCAGGUGGUGGUCCCAGGAGUCAACCUGCCAACCAGUCAGCUGGCCUACUUCUUCAUCGCCCUGCUGCUCAGUGGAGUCAUACACGAGCUCGGCCACGCCGUGGCAGCAUUGAGGGAACAGGUGAGAGUGAACGGUUUCGGGAUGUUUGUGUUCGUGGUGUAUCCCGGUGCGUUCGUGGACCUCUUCACCACACACCUGAACCUCAUAUCACCUGCUCAGCAGCUCCGCAUCUUCUGCGCUGGCGUGUGGCACAAUUUUGUUCUGUGUGUGGCAGCGUUAGCCUUCCUGUUCUUGCUGCCUGUCUUCCUGUUCCCCAUGUACUCCACUGGAGGCGGAGCACUGAUCACCGAGGUCGUUCAGGGCUCUGCAGCUGACGGCCCCAGGGGUCUGUCGGUGGGGGACAUCGUCACCGGCCUGGAGGACUGUCCUGUCAGGGGAGUUGAGGACUGGACCAGCUGCCUGUCUCACCUCUCUCACACCCCACAGACCGGAUACUGUGUCCCAGUCGCCAGCCUGCAGCCCAGCUGGGCUCACGGACGAGCUUACAAGCGUUUGGACGGAACGAUGGACUGCUGCAGCAACAACAGCCUGACCGACCUGUGCUUCUCCUACAUUAAACCACAGGGCCGACACAGCAGAGAGAGAGAGUACGCCUGUAUGCCGGUGCGUAGGAUGGUGACGGGGACGCGAGUGUGUCGGACCGACGCCGACUGCGCCUCGCACUCCCACGCCACCAGCGUUUGCGUCACGCCGUCUCUGGAGAACCAGACUCGCUUCUUCCGUGUCACACACCCUCCGAACACACACAUGCUGUUCGUGGGGUAUCCGCCACACCUGCAAUACGCCGUGAGUCUCACCAACUUCGUUCCCCGCUUUGGUUUCCUCCACUUGGACCUGCCCGUCUUCUUGGAGACCUUCUGCAAAUACGUGGUUUCCCUUUCCGGUGCGUUAGCCGUAGUCAACUCCGUGCCGUGCUUUGCUCUCGACGGUCAGUGGAUGCUGAACGCCCUGCUGGAGGCCACGCUUGUUACCGUGGUAACGGACCGGCAGAAGCGCGAGCUCAUUGGCUUCUUCCUGCUGCUGGCGGGCAGCGCCCUGCUGGCGGCUAACGUGGCGCUGGGCCUGUGGAUGGUCACGGCACGGUAGCCACAGCGGUGAGCUAAAGCCUCAUGCGGACUGAGAGAUGUUGUCUCAGGAUGUGUUCGAGUCGUGUGGACCAUUAAGCUGUGAACAUACAGGGAACAGACUGCAUUACCCAGCAGCACUGCCCUCUUUCUGGACACUGUUGAGCAGAACAUCGGUCUGCCUUGAAGUUGUUACUGGACAACCAGGGAAAACACUUUCUUCCACCAUGUUGCCGCCAUAUUUACAAAAGCACAUCUAUAAAUAAUGCACUUGCUGGAAAGCACUGUCCAAUGUGACUGUUUACAAAGACUGCACACGGUUUAAUAUCUGUAAUGUCUUUGUGUUUAAAAUUUGGGUGAAAACCUGCCAAGUUUGAUUCCAAAAUGCCAUUUUUUUUUUGUUGUUGUUGCUGCAAGAGGAAGGUUUGUCUGAAAAAACAAAUUCAAGCCAUCUUCAGACAAAAACGUUUAAAAAGCUUUCAGUUUACUGAUAAAUGCACAGCAGUGUCCUGAUUUUCAACUCUUUAUCACUGUUGGAAAAACUGUACUACCUAAUAUUCACGUUUAGGUGAACACAUGAAUUAUUUAAUUAACUUAAAGGACAUUUAGCCAUUUGAGCUUGUUGAAAGGUGGGUAUCCUCUGAAUUUAUUCAGUCAAAUCAAGUGUCUUUCUCUUCCUCGGGCAUUGCAGAGGGAAAACGCCUUUCUCUGUUAACUCCUGCCUUCUCUGGAAGUUUAAGUUUGAUUUCUAUCCUCUUGGCCUCUCACUGUCUAUGAUCGGGUUGUAAAAAAUGAUUUGUCAUAAUUGUGGAAUAAAAAGGACUGAUUUUUAUUUAAA
Molecule: messenger RNA, 2557 nt
Organism: Amphiprion ocellaris (clown anemonefish)
Lineage: Eukaryota; Metazoa; Chordata; Actinopteri; Pomacentridae
Gene: mbtps2
Product: membrane-bound transcription factor peptidase, site 2
Exons: 11
Coding region: 242-1741 (499 amino acids)
Biological process (GO): regulation of response to endoplasmic reticulum stress; membrane protein intracellular domain proteolysis
Cellular component (GO): membrane; cytoplasm
Molecular function (GO): metalloendopeptidase activity; protein binding
Source: RefSeq, a predicted model, not a curated record